Molecule: messenger RNA, 676 nt
Organism: Aspergillus pseudotamarii
Lineage: Eukaryota; Fungi; Ascomycota; Eurotiomycetes; Eurotiales; Aspergillaceae
Exons: 2
Coding region: 79-483 (134 amino acids)
Source: RefSeq, a predicted model, not a curated record
GCAGCCUAGCUUUCUUCCUCUCUGCUGCCCUCCUCUCUUACAUUCCCUGACCACUUAUCUCUAUCACUUAUCGCAGUCAUGCAACCCGCAAGCGAGCGCCCAUUUCAGGCUUCCAGGUUCGCAUACCUGACCAACACGGAUGGCCUUGCCGCAUCCCACCCAGGCGCCCAGCAACAGGUUGAGAACGCGAAAAGUCAUUACACAAGCGCCCUCAAAAAUCUCGAAUCGACGGAUAAAGACGCCCGGGAAGCGUAUCACGACGACAAGGCAAAUGGUCUAACUACCGAUACUUUUGGAAAUUGGGCAAUGCAGAAUUCUCCUGAGUGGGCUUCCGCGAAGGCGGAAGCGCAAGCAGCGGGUGCAGCUUUGAGUAGCGCUGCUAUGAAUGCCUUUGGGCCUGCUUAUGAGCAGAGAAUUCGAGAGAAACAGUCAGAAGUGGACCGGGCGGCCUACGAGGCGGGUUUCCAGCCUGAGAUCUUCUGAGAUAUAUCAUGGGUUUCAUCCGAAUUUUAAGUAUCGCAACCCAGAGUGAGAUUAUAUGUAUAACUAUCAAGGCGGUAGUACAAAUUCCAUUUCACCGACUACCUAUUUCAGAUCCUUGUUGAGUCCUUCAUUGAAUAGUAGCACUGUCUUCAUCGAGCUUAUCAUCCUUUAACCCUCGAUGCAGCCAAUUGCU